This is a messenger RNA of Anoplophora glabripennis (Asian longhorned beetle), 1811 nucleotides long. Its product is annotated as protein C12orf4 homolog. The record is from RefSeq and is a predicted model, not a curated record. The coding region runs from base 244 to 1806 and encodes 520 amino acids. Gene Ontology annotation, cellular component: cytoplasm. The transcript has 9 exons. NCBI's taxonomy places the organism in Eukaryota, Metazoa, Arthropoda, Insecta, Coleoptera, Cerambycidae.
AUCUCGGUUAAUCUCACUUAGUGAAUGGUGAUUAGCAAUGGGCCAACAACUUAUUAAACAGAAAUCCUGGUUAACAGGAAAACGCAAGCAACCAACUACCGGACCAGAAGAAGAUGACGAAAUUUAACCUUAAAUUUUAAAUUUGUUUAUGUUACAAUAAUAAUAACAAAUAAUACAACUAGAAUUUAGAACAUUUAUUGUCACGUUUUAUGUUAAAUCUCACAGUGAUGUAAUCCAGUAAAAAUGGCACACUUACGAAAAACGUUUAUUUAUAUCAACAGUGAAUUUGCAUUUGAAUCCCAUAUUGUUAUACCACUUGAAGAUUCUGUAGAAGAACUAGUACAUAUAAUGAUGAUAAAACAUGAUUUACCAAUAUACGUGGAAACUGAUCUCAUCGAAGAUUUAUUGAAUUUUAUUAAUGAUAGGAGCAUUGAGUAUUACAACGAAGAAAUAUCACAGAUUGUAGAUGACGCCAAGCAAAACAAAGUUAGUAUAGAGGAUGUCACAAAGGAAUGGGAAAAAUUAAUGAAGGAGGAAAUGACUGAAUAUGGAGAGCGUAGGUGUGCCUCAGACGAGGAAUUAUUUGCUACAGCUUACCAUAAAAUGGUGCAUUCUCCAGCAUUGGAAACAAUGUUACAAUUGGAACAUAUGUAUUCCAAGACUGUGAUACAGAAAACUUAUGAAAAGAAACAUUUCAUACAGAACUUGUCUGAAAGACAAAGUCAGGAAAUGAAUGAUGCCGUGGACCGAUUAGAAAAAGAUAUGACAGAAUCAAAAAUCAAUGAAUUAGUGGCUAAACAUUAUGAAGCUCAUGCAUUACUUCAGGGUAAAUUAACAAGUGAAUUGGAUACUAUAAAAGAAGCCCAAAGAAGAGAAUAUAGGGAAUGGUUAAUGCAGAUGCUUGAAGAAAAUCAGACCAAUAGCUCAUUACCAACUCCCAAUUCGCCCUUAGCACCGGUCGUUACUGAAGUCGUUAUACCGAAUCGAACUUUUGAUAACAGAUUGGCAGAUGCUCCUAUAUUAGAAGAAAGUUUUACAAUUCAUUUAGGAUCUCAAUUAAAACAGAUGCACAACAUAAGAGUUCUAUCUGCCAACGUUAUGGAUCUGUGCGCAGUUGAAGAUAGUAAACAAUUAUCUGAACCCACUCCACAAUUACUCCAAACGGCACUAGCUCUUUAUUCCAAUGAUCUGUCGGGGCUGGUACUAAUGACGGAUAAUAAGAUAGGAUCGAGAGUAACUCAAGAAUUUCAGGAUAUUUGUCAAAGGACAACUGAAUUUCAUUUUCCACAUAUCGAAGAUCAGUUAGAUAAAAUUUCGAGCAUUGCUCAACAUUAUCUGAGGAGUAAUGAAAAACACGAAAGUAGGAGUGCUCAUAGCGAGCUUCUUCAACCUGGUGAUUUCUACAUGACAAAGCAUUCUAACUUGGCUCAAGUCCAUGUUAUCUUCCACAUGGUUUCCGAUGAGAGUCUUAGGGGUAGUGAAAUAAAUAGUCGUCAUCCAGUCGUCCUGGGAUUGCGAAAUAUCCUUAAAACUGCUUGUUCUAAUGACAUCACUUCCUUGACUGUACCCUUGUUACUGCAGUAUGAUAUGACAGAAGAAAUGACCAUCUCUUGGUGUGAGAAAAGGGCAGAGUUGGUUUUUAAGUGCGUAAAAGGGUUUAUGAUUGAAAUGGCAUCAUGUGGUGGCUCAGAUUUAAAAAAUUUGCAGUUUAUGUUGCCUCAGGGUAUUUCGAACCAAGUAUUUCAAUCCAUGACUGAGAUGCUUCCGCGGAUAUUUAAAGUAUCCAAUCCAAAGAUACUAAAAUAAAAAAA